AAGCGGCAGUGUUAUUGUAGACUAUGAGAUAGCAACAACUGGGACAUUAUCAUCCUCCAUCUUGCAGGCAGGAAACAACAAAAUAACAUCAUCUCUUCUUGAGAAAGGCUAUAACGUUAACGCAGCAUCUUUUACCGGAUUUCAAGGGUUAUGUAAUAACUCGGACUACGGUGUUGGACAGGACCUUGACAUAAUUAAAACAGCAUGCCCAGCACAACAGAUUGGAAAUAUCAAUGUACAAUGCAAAAAUGGGGAAUGGUGUAUCAUAGAGAACACAUGUGUAUUAAAAGAAAUCAAUAACAUUCUGUCUAACGCUCAGAAUCUGACAAACAGCCCAGAACCAGUAACUGAGCUACCCAUCUUAAUUGAACAGCUAAAUAAUACUUCAACAGUGUUUAAAAACAAUAUAACUUCAUCAGCUGCAACCAUUUCCUCAGUGGUUGAUAUAUUGACAAUCUUUUCAAACACUGCUAAAAAUGUCACCAUUACUGAGGCUGAAUUGGGGGGAUUUAUUGGAACAGUGAACAAUAUAAUAGGAUCGGAAUCAAUAAAAUCCUGGGAUGCCUUAAAUAAUCAAAAUGCUGAUAGUACCAGCUCUCGUUUAUUGCAGUCAGUGGAACUUUUCGCUACGUCAUUCUCUACAAAUUCUUUUUUCAAACUAGAAACAAACAACAUUAAAUUGAAUGCGAUUAAAAUAACUAACAAUGACAUUGCAUACAAUGAGAGCUUUAAAUUUAAUAAUACAGUCCAUGGUAGUGUAUCUAUUCCUUCAUCAGAACUAAGCACUCUUCCUGUUAUCGUUAGCAUUGCUUACUUAAACAUUUCAGACAUCCUCCCACUCAGAAACAACACAACAAAAGGAAAAGUAAAUGGCAUUGUGUUGACGACAGUAGUGAAUAGCGUAAUUAAAAAGGUUUCCUUGGACUUUGAAAUGAAAAACACUUUUUUGGAUAAACCUGAGUGUGUCUUUUGGAACUUCACUCUCUUCAACAACACAGGAUCAUGGGAUACGUCUGGCUGUACAUCAGUGAUAUUGGGAAACAACGUUCGCUGUCAAUGUGAACACUUGACUUCCUUCUCAAUCUUAAUGUCACCCAAAGACCCGUGUAAAAUAUGUACUUACAUUACUUAUAUCGGAUUGGGCAUCUCCAUAGGAAGCUUAGUCUUGUGCCUCCUUAUUGAAGCAAUUGUAUGGCACAGUGUGAACAAAAAUAAAACCUCUUACAUUCGACACGUUUCAAUUGUGAACCUCGCUUUAUCUUUGUUGAUCGCUGAUAUAUGGUUCAUCAUAGGGGCUGCGAUUAAUGCAAACACAGCAGCCUGCAGUGCAGCCACUUUUUUUACUCACUUUUUCUACCUGGCCUUAUUCUUCUGGAUGUUAACUUUAGCUAUUCUGCUUUUCUUCCGAGUAAUCCUGGUCUUCAAAGACCUAGGCAAGUCACAAAUGCUGGCAAUUGCAUUCUGCCUUGGCUAUGGCUGCCCACUUAUUAUUGCUGUUAUCUCGGUAGCUGUUACUGCCCCUAAGAGUAAUUACACAAGAACAGAUGCAUGUUGGCUCAACUGGGAUAACACCAUGGUCCUUCUUGCUUUUGUUAUACCUGCCCUGGUCAUAAUUACCAUCAAUUUGAUCAUACUGAUUGUGGUAAUUGUCAAGAUGCUAAGAAGAACUAUUGGAGACAUGUCUAGGGCUGAAGAAACAAGCACCUUAAAAGUAGUUGCUAGAUGCAUCGCCAUCUUAACACCAUUUCUUGGUCUUACCUGGGGAUUUGGAAUUGGAACAUUGCUUGCACCUGACAACGAGGGAAUCCAUGUUGUGUUCACAGUGCUCAAUGCAUUUCAGGGAUUCUUUGUUCUAGUCUUUGGAACCCUAUUGGACAGUAAGAUACGAGAUGCACUGCUGAAGAAAUUUUCGAUAUCAAAAUACAGCUCUCAACAAACAAGUACAACUGGUGGUAUUUCGAGUGAUAGAUAUAAUAUCUUUGGCAAAAAAAAAAUCCACAGACUGCAUGAAGUCACAAACUCAAGUGAUUCUCCAUUAAAUAUUGGAUUCUAUUCUAAGUUAAAUCAAAAUUAAUAAACAUAUUAAUUGAGCAAUAGCUCUAAACUGUAAAGACACUGAAAUAUCUUUGCACAUAUCUCUUGAUGUACAGUAUAUUAUAAUUCUGGCUUCUGUUUUUUUAAAAUAUAAAUUUCACAUUUCAGUGCCUAUUAAUGCAAAUCUGUAUAUUUGUCAAGUUAUGCAACUUUGAGUACUUUCAAUAAAUACUGUGCAUACUUUAGUGCUAACUUAUGGGCUAUGCAUUAACUAGAGCUUUACAUUUUAACUAUAAUGUUACUUUGAACUACUGUACAAAAACUUGUUCUUUUAAUAAAAAGAAAAACAACAAUUAUUCUUUUUUGCUUUAUUGACCACAAACAAUAUGGUCAUGAAGCAAAUAAACACAGGAACAGAACUUAUAUAUUUUGAAUUCCAACACUGCAGAUGAAAAGAUGAAAAGACCUGCAUGCACAUGGUAUAUAUUUAUAAAGCAAUUAUGGUAGAACUUUGGAUUACAGUGCACAAAUAACUAUGUAAUUACUGUGUAAUUUUAUGGUAAUAAUCCAGUUUUACUGGGUAAAUGCCAAUUGUUUUCCGUUCUUUCAUUGUAACUACUGUUGGAAUAGGCUGGAAUACUGUAACUGAAUAACUCAUUUAUUUGCUGCCUGUUUCUCAUUGCAAUCAGUAACUGCAUUAAUGAG
Messenger RNA from Acipenser ruthenus (sterlet), 2739 nucleotides. Its product is annotated as adhesion G protein-coupled receptor F5-like. NCBI's taxonomy places the organism in Eukaryota, Metazoa, Chordata, Actinopteri, Acipenseriformes, Acipenseridae. The annotation marks the transcript as partial. Gene Ontology annotation, cellular component: membrane. Gene Ontology annotation, biological process: G protein-coupled receptor signaling pathway; cell surface receptor signaling pathway. Gene Ontology annotation, molecular function: G protein-coupled receptor activity. The record is from RefSeq and is a predicted model, not a curated record. The transcript has 8 exons.